Molecule: messenger RNA, 243 nt
Organism: Fonsecaea multimorphosa CBS 102226
Lineage: Eukaryota; Fungi; Ascomycota; Eurotiomycetes; Chaetothyriales; Herpotrichiellaceae
Exons: 1
Coding region: 1-243 (80 amino acids)
Source: RefSeq, a predicted model, not a curated record
AUGGAGAUCCAGGAGCGCGCCGUCAUGUUCACGAAGAAACUGGGUUUGACGGAGCCGCUGCGGUCUGCGGUCUUCGUGCCUGGUGGCACGCAGAUGCCAGAAACUGUUCCCGACGACCUAGACAAGGCCAAGGAGGUUGCUCGAAGACGUGUCAUCUCAUUGAUGCCAGCAUCUUCCCGCUCGAGCCGCCGGGUAACUGCCAGACAACUGGGUACGCGGUGGCAGGGAAGGCCGCUGACUUAA